UCUGAGUCGAAGGGACUCUAACGUCAUCAAGGUUUCAUCCUUUUACGCUCCGCCGUACAAAUGGCGAGCAUCAUCAGAAGGCCGUCAAACCUAACGGCAGCAGCCGUCCGGUUUCGACUUGCUCCGUUAUUACCGUUCUCCGGAAGUUCUGGUUCCGUUAACUCGGACACGACUCGUUGCUCCGAGUUAAAUCGAGUGCCGAGUUUAGUCGAAGGCUGCGACUACAAGCACUGGCUGGUGCUCAUGAAGCCUCCCAACGGAUACCCACCCCGAAACGACAUCGUACAAGGCUUUAUCAGAACGCUCGCCAUGGCUCAAGGGAGCGACGAAGAAGCUAAGAAAUCGAUAUACUCUGUUUCAACAAAGUACUACUAUGCAUUUGGCUGCAGGGUUCAUGAGCAUUUGACUUACAAGAUAAGAUCUCUGCCUGAUGUUAGAUGGGUUCUACCAGAUUCGUUUAUAGUGGAUGGUGGUGACAGUGGAUAUGGAGGAGAGCCGUCCGUUGACGGGGAGGUUGCCCCAUACGAUGAGAAGUACCAUGCGGACUGGCUACGGGAUCAAACUGAUGAGGAUGCUAAAAACCGACUAGUCAAAAAGAAGCCUAGGAGGAAAAGAAAUAAGAAGUUGAACUAGUUUUGGAGGUCUUUUUGCUUCAGUGUGGCGUUACUCAAGCCUGAGGGGUUUUUUGGAAUGUGUCUUCUAGUGUUUACUACCAUUAGCUAUUAUUGUAAAGAAUCAUAUGUAUAAUGGUAGAGGGAAUCAAUAUUCAAUCAAACCCGAUAUAUUGUGUAGUUUCCACAUCAUUAUGUAGCUACUGAGCUUAGGUAGGACCUAAAUGGAAUCUGUCUUCAAGUGAAAAAUCCAGAGAGUCUCUUACAUAUGU
Messenger RNA from Brassica oleracea var. oleracea, 883 nucleotides. Its product is annotated as multiple organellar RNA editing factor 7, mitochondrial-like. Bases 61 to 633 code for a protein of 190 amino acids. Lineage: Eukaryota; Viridiplantae; Streptophyta; Magnoliopsida; Brassicales; Brassicaceae. Gene Ontology annotation, cellular component: mitochondrion. Gene Ontology annotation, biological process: cytidine to uridine editing; mitochondrial mRNA modification. The transcript is spliced from 4 exons. The record is from RefSeq and is a predicted model, not a curated record.